AUGUCUAAUUCUUCUAAAUUACUACGAAAAAAACUUCCAUCACUUGUGUUGGAAGGAAUCUUUGAAAAUUUAGCAAAUGAUAUCCAAACGCUUCAUUCUUGCACACAAGUUAAUUCUAAAUGGUUUUGUGAAGCAUCUCCUAUAUUGUGGUGCAAUCCUUUUUCACAUAAAGUAAAGAUACACCUUGCUAUCGGAUCUUACAUACAAGAAAUGUCUCUUAAUGAAAAACAAGUCAUCAAAAAAUCUUUUAACAUUUCAAGAUUUGAAUUUAAAUCAUUAUUACCAUACGCCUCAUUUUUACGAUUUAUUAAUAUAAAUAAUUUCAUGGAUGCUGUGAUCAAUUUUUGGCAAAAAUUCUGUAAAAGUUCUCAAAAUUGUAUGAGAAAAAUUUACAUUGAAAUGAUUUCUAAAUUUCUUAUUCAAUUAUUGAUAAAUAAAUCUACAAAAAUUCAAUACUUUAAAUUUGUAGAUUUAUACUUUACUAUUUAUCCAAAUUUAGGUAAUUCUCUUGUAAAAUUAGUUGAAAUCCAGAAUGGGUUAAAACACCUUACACUUACAAACACUUUUAAUAAACAUUUUUUAAAUGCUCUACGAUCUCAGUCACACACUCUUUCAUCUAUAGAAUUUAAUUCUGUCGAACUUAAACAAAUUUCUUUAAUUAGCUACAUUAAAAAGUGUCAAUCACUUUCAAAAUUAACUAUUUGUAAUUGUUUCUUUGAAAGUGAAGGCGAUAAAUUUAAUUUGGUAGAUAAAAUUCCUCUUAAACAGCUUGUAAUUUAUAAUUCUAUAGCACCUGUUAUUGUGCUGCUUUUUCUCUGCAAUUCAAGUUUAGAAACCUUUAAAAUUAUAGGUCCAUAUUGUGGAGAUAAAAUUGAAAUAAUUUUUGAAAUAAUUUUUGAAAAUGAUUACUUAGAAAAACUAGCAAAAUCAUUACCAAAGUACAUAAAAGAGAUUAAAAUAUGGAUGGUUUUGCAACCAGGUUAUGAGGAUGAAGUAAAUUUAGAUGAUUUAUGUACAUUUUUUAGUAAUAUUAAUUCUAAAAGCUCGUCUGUGCUUUUGGAGAUUGUUAUUCCAUAUAAUGCGCAGGUGGUUUCUAAGAGCAUUCAAUUUGAUGAAUUCGGAAAGCCAGAAAAAAUUGAAAGCAAAAAUCUUAAAAAUUUAACUAGCUAUAAUACUUCA
This is a messenger RNA of Racocetra fulgida, 1179 nucleotides long. NCBI's taxonomy places the organism in Eukaryota, Fungi, Glomeromycota, Glomeromycetes, Diversisporales, Gigasporaceae. The record is from the annotation of a GenBank genome assembly.